This is a messenger RNA of Symbiodinium sp. CCMP2592, 1236 nucleotides long. Lineage: Eukaryota; Dinophyceae; Suessiales; Symbiodiniaceae. The record is from the annotation of a GenBank genome assembly.
AUGGAGGGCGAACCCAAGCUUCCGCCCAGCUGGGCCGCUUCCAUAGGUUUGGGAGCUGCUGAUGCCGCCAAAAACGAGCUGAAAGCCGUCAGGCAGCAGCUGGAGGAGGCUUUGGCACAGAACAAGCUCCUCCGGGCAAAGGCUGACAGUUCGAGGGGCUCUGAUGAUGCUACGAGGGAGAGAGAUGCUUGGAGACGGCGAGCGGAGAAGGCUGAGAAGAAGGUGGAGGCAUUGACGAAGCGAAGACCGCUUCCCAAGAAUGCCGCGCAUGCAAGGUUGCUGCGCAGAUUGAAGAGAAACAUCGCGCGCGAGAUGCGUGAUGCUGAACAGGGCUUUGUUAUCAACAAAGUCACGGAAAAACAUGGGAAGACAGAGGUGCGUCGCGUGGCCGUUUGCCCGCACAUGCUGGUGCUCAAGUGGUGCCAUGCACAUGAAGCCUUUGGCUCAACCUCCAAAUGGCUCGACUUGCGAACAGUCAAAAAGGUUGAGUAUGGGCCGAAAGCCAGAGCCAGCAAACUAUUUCCAGAGGUCUCUCCAUGGCUAUGUUUUUCGUUGGUGACGGCUGACAGGUCCUACGAUUUCAUCACUUCCAACGACAGCUCAGCCCGCUGCUUUGUUUUGAGUAUCUCUCGACUUUGCGAGGGCUUCGCUGAGGGGAUUUUCAAGACCAGAGGGGAAUUUGAAUCUGCCAAAGGGUGGCACAAGCUGAAGACAGGAACUCAACGCAGAGGGCUGACGCUCUCACAGGUCUUUACGGACGCUUUGCAGCAGCGCGCCUUUCAGCUCCCGCCUGCGGAGAUCGUGGAAGAUGCUGUUGAGCCGGAUCUGCCUGACAGUGGGCCUGUGGAGACGCAGUCGAAGCCUAUGGACUUGUUUGACUUCUGUGACGACUCGCCAACCUCGGCGAAGCAGUCGGCCCCAGCCAUGGUCCCACAGCCGUCGCGGAAGUCAAACCUUCCAACGACGACCUUCGGACCCGCUUUUGCAAGGACCCUUAGCAACUGGAUGAGUGCCCCAACCGCGCCUGGAGCAGCGGCCUGCCAAGGCACCCUUCCGAAGCCAGGCGAAAAUUGGGUCUUCACCGGUGCGGUAGAUCGCGUUGACCUGUAUCGAGAUCCUGGUGGAGCAGAAUGGGUCAACGAAAUGACCUGUCGGGGUCCAAACAACGACCGGAGGAUGGUCACGAUCCUGUCGAUGCUGCCGCAGCAGCGGAUGGUGGAGAUCAGGCUUGCUUAG